AUGCUGCCAUCCACCGACACGACCAACGAUUGGAAAAUUCUUGCUGCUGCAAAGAAGGCCUCGGUUGAUGCCACAAUUCCGGGAGAGUGGAGACUCCCAGCUGAAGUAAUCGCUGAAUACAAUGAUGAAACCAAACACCAAUCGGUUAUGGAUGUGGCUACUAAGUUUCUCUCCAAACAAGAGCUUGAAAUCACGUCUUAUGACCACUCUUAUCAACUUCUUGAAAAGAUCCACCUGGGAGAGUACUCUGCCCUCAGCGUUUUCAAAGCGUUUGCACACCGUUCGGCGAUUGCUGGUCAAUUGACCAACUGUUGUACAGAGUACAUGUUUGAAUUGGGUGAACGUAUUGCAAAUGAUUUGGAUGCCUACUUCAAGGAACAUGGAAAACCCAAAGGUCCUUUACACGGGUUACCCAUAUCCCUAAAGGAGACUUUCAAUGUGGACGGGUACGACUCAUGUGUGGGCUUGGUUGUGAAUAUUGGUAACAAGAAUAAGUUAGUCCAAUCUGCCACUGUUGACAUGCUUUUGGAGCAAGGUGUAUUAUUCUACGUGAAAACAAACCAUCCCAUGACCAUGAUGAGCGCCGACUCGGAAAACAACAUUUACGGGCGUACCCUCAACCCCUUGAAUACAGCUUGGUCAGCUGGCGGUUCUUCUGGCGGUGAAGGAUCCCUCGUUGCUCAACAUGGCUCGAUGAUAGGUGUGGGCACUGAUAUUGGUGGCUCUGUGAGAUUUCCUGCUCAUCAUCAAAAUCUCUACGGUUUCAAGCCUUCCGCUGAUCGAGUUCCCUACAAAAACAAAAUGGCGUCGGGAGAACCCAACUUCUUGGGCUUCAAGCCCGCCGUUGGUCCAAUCACUCGUUGUGUAGAGGAUUUAGAUGUGUUCAUGAGAGCGAUCUUAGAGCAUAAGCCGUGGACAUUUGACAGUGGAGUUUAUCCUAUGGGCUAUCAGCCGGUUGAACUUCCCCAAAAAUUGAAAGUUGGGGUUAUCUUAGCCGAAGCUGGUGGUGAAGACGUUGAGGUUGACAAAGAUGUGCAAGACAUGGUCCUGUCGGCUGCCACUAGAUUGAAAGAGGCUGGUCAUGAUGUAGUAUUCUGCGAGAACUACCCCUCUUUCCAGGAAUCUUGGGACAUUUCUGUCGGCAUUUUUAACAUCAAAGUGAAGGGGUUGGUGAGCGCGAUUGAUAAGGCCAAUCAAGCUGGUGAGCCUGUGAUCAAAUCGGUCACCAACUCGAAGUUUUUGUAUAACUGGGGCUACACCACCACCGAAAAAGCGGUCGAGCUUAGAGCUGGGUUGGUUAAGAAAUUCUCUGAAUGGGAAGACUACUUCCAAGCCAAUAAUCUUGAUGUGUUAUUGUUGCCUUUAGCAAAGCAAAAGAAAUACGAGCAUGACACCUUCGGCACCUCGCCUUACUCCACCACCUGGAACUUGAUUGAUUUCCCUGCCGCGGUUAUUCCCCACCAAGAUGGCUGUGUCCAAUUCGUUGGUCCGAAAUUGAUGGAUGAAAAGUUGUUGGCGGUGUUGAAUGUGGCUGAUAAGGCGAUCAAUUGA
This is a messenger RNA of Diutina rugosa, 1551 nucleotides long. RefSeq lists its product as uncharacterized. The record is from RefSeq and is a predicted model, not a curated record. The transcript has a single exon. Bases 1 to 1551 code for a protein of 516 amino acids. NCBI's taxonomy places the organism in Eukaryota, Fungi, Ascomycota, Pichiomycetes, Serinales, Debaryomycetaceae.